AGGCGGCGCCGCUCCGCAAGCACCGCCGCGUCACGGUGCCGGUAACCGCGGAGGGAGCCGCGAUCGCUGCAGAGGGCGCCCCCACCGCGCAGGCGCGGCCCCGGGGCUGCAGGACCGCAUUAUCGGGGAGCAGCCGGGAGCCCGCAGGAAAACACCCAAAACCGGCACCAAAACUGCACCUCGAGCCGCGCUGCGGGGCCCGCGGCGGUAGAGAGGGCUGCGCCGGGCCACGCACCGCAGAGAGCAGCGCAGCUGUCCGGCGGCCGGGCCCGCGAAAACUACAGCUCCCGGCAUGCCCUGGGGCAAGCACAGGAUGGCGCCCGCCGUCCAGUGCGGGAAGACUGCAGCUUUCAUGGAGUAGAUGAUGCAAGAGUUAUCCUAGCCUCUCUCAUCAGCGUGUUUACACAACUUCUCUCCAGACUUUUAGUUUUGUCCAUCUCAAGCUCUUUUGAAGUGAGCCCAGGUGAUGAAAUCUUGACAGUGCUACAGACAACAACUGUUGAUUUGAAGGAAUUUGAGAGAGAAGCAGCUUGUCUUCCUCCAGAGGAUGAUGACAGUUGGCUGGAGAUUACAGCAGAUGAUCUAGAUCAGAUGCUGAAGGAGGCAAGAAAUGAGUCCCUUCCUUCCUCAAAUGAGGAAGAGCAGAAAUACGACUUGGAAGCAGUUGCUGAAAAUUUCAGGUCACCUGAUGAAUCCCAUGUUACCUUUGAUGUAGAUUCUUUUACAAAAGCGUUAGACAGAAUUUUAGGGGCAGACUCAGAAGAGCUGGAUUCUGAUGAUCUGGAUGAAGAGGAGGAGUUUGAUUUCUCGAACGAGGAUGAUGAAGACUUAGAUGUGGAAGAUCAAAGGCAAGACCAGGAAGUGCCGCCUGAUGAGCUUAUAGGCAGUCUCAAGUCAUACAUGAGUGAGAUGGACCGUGAACUGGCACAUACCAAUGGUGGUAAAAGUUUCCCCGUCCAAAAGAGAGGGGCAAGUUCUGUUAAUGCAACUACGUCUCAAAGUGCUGGCCCUGAUGAUACUGAGUUGAUACCAGUUGAUGUGGAUCAGAACCUGGUAGCUAACCUGAUCAAAUCCUACAGUGCUCAAUCUGGACUGGCAGGACCCACCUCUAACAUUUUACAGAGCACGGGAGUAUGUUUACCUGAAAAUGCAGAUCAUAUUGGCUCUAACAAUAGAGCCACAGAAUAAAAGGCUGUCUUAGUGCAGAAAACAUGGCUGAUUGAGAAAUGAAGCACAGAAAAACUAGCAGUAUUUGGAAUAAGAGACAAAAGGUUUGAACUUAAAACAUUUAUGCUUUAGUUAUGUGACUUUAAAGAUACAAAGUGAAUUUGCCUGCAAAAGCCAUCUGUUUGGAUACUAUCUUGGAUAGAAAUCAGAUUUUUCCAGUGCCAUCAUGUUUUGAGAAAACUGAAAAAUGAUGUUAUGACUGAAAUGAAACUUUUAUUACAAAAACCUGUCUUCAGUUUUUUCAGAUCAGUGAUACAAUUUGCCAUAUUUCUGAAAUGUCCUUUACCCAUUACUAGGUGGUUUCAAUACCUGUAAAGCAGCUCAUGGUCUGAAAAUGCCUCUGCCUUCAGGGGGAGAUGGAGGAAUACCAUAUUAUAGGAACAGUGUUCUCUUGUGGAUUUUUCAACACUGGUUAAAUGUUCAGCAAACACUUAAUUGCUUUUCCAAAAGUACAAGGCUUUGUUCUAAGAACUUCUGAUAAUUACUGUAAGAACCUGUUCUUUAUUAAUCAGGAGGAUUUGAAGAGUAAUUGGAUUGAACAUGUAAAUAUUUGCUCUAAGUAUUUUUUAAAAUUUAUUUGAAUAAAAGCAGAAAUACAACUUGAUUACUGGAUCUGGGUUGUUUUGUUUUGUUUUUCUUUGAAGGUAUGCAUAACUUCCUCAGUGCAGUAUCAGAAGUUCUUGGAGCUAUCCUCUUCCCUGUUGCUAAACACCCUCCGUGCCUCAUCUAGUAAAGUCUCCAGGUUCCUGCUUUCUGCAGGCUUCAAUUUCUGCAACUUCCUCCGGAUGUCGCUUGCUGAUUGUCUGAUGAACAGAGACCCUGACUGCUGAAUCCCUAUUUCUGACCCUGGGUCUAGAGGAGUAUGCUGCCUCAUAGUAUCCUGUAAUUUAUCUAAAAAUUCAGAGGGGGUAUCCCUUGGACCUUGCCAAAUGGCAUAUAAAGCUGACCAAUUAAUUGUUUUCAGGGUAGCCCGCUCCAUUCCUCUUCCAACCCAAUCUCUGUAUGUAUUCAGCAAUCUUACGUGUGCCCCUCUGUUAGGGUUCCAACGUGGGUCUUGUAAGGGGAAAUAUUCUUUUAUAUCCUCCCCUGUAUUCUUAAUAAAGUCACUAGCCAGA
Molecule: messenger RNA, 2342 nt
Organism: Tyto alba (common barn owl)
Lineage: Eukaryota; Metazoa; Chordata; Aves; Strigiformes; Tytonidae
Product: protein ecdysoneless homolog
Exons: 6
Coding region: 592-1188 (198 amino acids)
Cellular component (GO): nucleus
Source: RefSeq, a predicted model, not a curated record